Molecule: messenger RNA, 1128 nt
Organism: Saccharomyces eubayanus
Lineage: Eukaryota; Fungi; Ascomycota; Saccharomycetes; Saccharomycetales; Saccharomycetaceae
Gene: MCK1
Product: serine/threonine/tyrosine protein kinase MCK1
Exons: 1
Coding region: 1-1128 (375 amino acids)
Biological process (GO): protein phosphorylation; signal transduction
Cellular component (GO): cytoplasm
Molecular function (GO): protein serine/threonine kinase activity; ATP binding; protein serine/threonine/tyrosine kinase activity
Source: RefSeq, a predicted model, not a curated record
AUGUCUACGGAAGACCAGAAUGGAGUUCCUCUUCAAAGGGGGUCUGAAUUCAUUGCAGACGAUGUGACUUCGAAUAAGUCCAACAACACCAGGCGAAUGCUGGUGAAAGAAUACAGGAAGAUCGGUAGAGGUGCCUUCGGGACCGUUGUACAAGCAUAUUUGACCCCAGAUAAGAAAAAUUGGCUGGGCCCCUUUGCCAUCAAGAAAGUCCCUGCUCAUACAGAGUACAAGUCGAGAGAAUUACAGAUUUUGAGAAUUGCUGACCAUCCGAAUAUCGUAAAGUUACAGUAUUUCUUUACUCAUUUGUCCCCUCAGGAUAAUAAAGUUUACCAACACCUUGCCAUGGAAUGUCUACCAGAAACUUUACAGAUUGAAAUUAACCGCUUCGUUACCAAUAAACUAGAGCUGCCAUUGAAGCACAUCAAACUGUACACGUAUCAAAUCGCACGCGGGAUGCUGUAUUUACACGGUCUUGGUGUGUGCCAUCGUGAUAUUAAACCCUCCAAUGUUCUAGUAGACCCAGAAACUGGUGUUUUGAAAAUAUGUGAUUUUGGCUCUGCUAAAAAACUAGAACAUAAUCAGCCUUCAAUUAGUUACAUCUGUUCAAGAUUUUAUAGAGCUCCAGAAUUGAUCAUUGGCUGUACCCAGUACACCACCCAAAUCGAUAUUUGGGGGCUUGGUUGUGUCAUGGGUGAAAUGCUUAUUGGCAAAGCUAUCUUUCAAGGUCAAGAACCCCUCUUACAACUACGGGAAAUUGCUAAAUUACUGGGUCCUCCUGAUAAAAGAUUUAUUUUCUUUUCAAACCCUGCUUAUGACGGUCCUUUAUUUUCCAAACCACUAUUUUCGGGCUCUUCCCAACAGAGGUUCGAGAAGUACUUUGGUCAUUCCGGUCCAGACGGUAUCGAUCUUCUGAUGAAAAUACUAGUUUACGAACCACAGCAAAGAUUAUCUCCGAGAAGAAUUCUUGCCCAUCCAUUCUUCGAUGAAUUAAGGAAGGAUGACGCUUUCUUGCCAAGAGGCUACGCCGAACCAAUCAAACUACCAAACUUGUUUGAUUUUAAUGAUUUUGAAUUACAAAUCUUGGGUGAAUUCGCUGAUAAAAUUAAACCUGAGGAAAUUAUUGAAUAG